This is a messenger RNA of Conger conger (European conger), 1858 nucleotides long. It is a transcript of the gene fjx1, whose product is annotated as four-jointed box kinase 1. The transcript has a single exon. Gene Ontology annotation, biological process: cell-cell signaling. Lineage: Eukaryota; Metazoa; Chordata; Actinopteri; Anguilliformes; Congridae. The record is from RefSeq and is a predicted model, not a curated record. Bases 236 to 1513 code for a protein of 425 amino acids.
GGAGGAAAAUGACAGCGAUUUUCCGAAUAAAAACAUGUGGAUUCCCGAAGACCGUCUUAUUUGGGAUAAUGAUCGCAAAGAGCGGCGCUGCAUGCGGCAACAGAGGCGGGUCUUUAAAGGGGGACAUUGAAACGUUUUAAUCUACAGUUCGACGUUGUUAAAACCGACGGGUGCUGGAGCUUUGCGCGAAUAUUCGUAACCGAAACAAAGGGGAGGCGAACUGUCACCGGCGAUCAUGAAGGUGGUGCUGGCUAACUUACUUGCGCUGCUCUUCAUGGGCACUUGCGCCUGUGUUUUCUACGUCUUAACCAGGCUGGAAAGCAGGUUGGAGAGACACAGGCUUGGGUUUCGCGCACCGGGGGGUGCGUCCGCUCACCCGGGUCGCCUGGAUCUCCCCCCUAAAACUUUCCGGGCGCUACUCGCUGUGCCCGUCGCACAAAAACUGCUGUUCGGGACCGUUGUUGAUGUUCACAACCUCAGCGGCCAGGGCGAGCGGUUCGACACGUUCAGAGAUAGCAAAGCCUCACGACUGAGCGUAAACAAUAGAGAUGAUCCGCUCAAGUUAAGCGAUUUGGUUGAGGAUGGGAUUUUUUGGAGCGAACAGCUGGAGGCUCGCUCGCCGAAGGGCUUCACGGAGGAACACACCCGGAAUUGGAGAGCGAGAACCAGGGGUCAUCCCAUUGUGUCCCUGGAACCGGGCUGUGGCAGGAUCUCCAACCGACUGGCCACUUUCUCCGACGGAACCAAAGCCUGCGUGCGGUACGGAAUAAACGCGGACCAGGUGCAAGGCGAAACGCUGACAUAUUACUUGGCCGCCUUGCUUUGUAUUCCCAACCUGCCGCCGCUUGCGCUCUCCCAGCUGAAUCUGGAGAGCGAACAAUGGGCUGCGGUGAAGGGGAGCAUGGCCAGCUUGCAGUGGACCGGCAAAGCGAUCGUGUCGCUCACCCAGUGGGUCGCUAACUUAACCGGAGUGGUCACCCCGGCGCCACUCCGACAGGAGGGCAGGGGGCUGCACCCUUUGAGGGAAGAGCUGGAGAACCAGACGCUGGAGGAACUGCUGGAGCUGGUGCAGUGGUCCGACCUCAUCCUGCUCGACUACCUGACGGCUAACUUCGACAGGCUCGUCAGCAACCUCUUCAGCCUGCAGUGGGACUCGCGGGUGAUGGAGAGGGACACCAGCAACCUGCACAGAACGCCGCGCGGCGACCUGGUUUUCAUCGACAACGAGGCCGGGCUGGUGCACGGCUACCGGGUGCUGGAUAUGUGGGAGAAGUACCACAGCGCCCUUUUGGGCUCGGUGUGCGUGUUUAGGAGAAGGACGGCGCAGCGAGUGAUCGAGCUACACCGGCUCAGGGACGCAAGGACGCGACUGCUGCGGCUGUACCGGGACAACGAGCCGCUGGCUCCCGAAUUGGGCUUUCUCUCGGACGAGCACGCCGGGAUCUUGCAAAACAGAAUAGACCGACUAUACAAACACAUUUUACACUGCAAAGGGAAGUACAGCCAGUUAUAAACCACGCAAGACAAAGGGGGGUGGGGAUAAGACAAUAACACCUGGGUGUUUACUGUUCAUCCGUUUCUGAAAGUAAUAUGUUGUCUGUUAGACACACCUGUAGUAAAUUAUCGCGCUUCGUGCGAACUGUUAGAUCUGCUGAAAGAACUCAAUGAUCUACCUCCUGUGGGAAAAAAAAAAAAAAUGAAAGGCUUGUCCACAUGUUUAAAGACGAAUUACAUUUAACUGCUAUGUUUUAAAGUAAAACAAACGCCGUGCUUCGCGUCUAAUUGAGCCUUAAACGAUACUUAUUGCAAGCGUCUGUCACUUUCCAUGUCAUCUUUUUGUGAUAAAUUAUUAAGGGGG